This is a messenger RNA of Neohortaea acidophila, 830 nucleotides long. RefSeq lists its product as uncharacterized. The transcript has a single exon. Bases 302 to 727 code for a protein of 141 amino acids. NCBI's taxonomy places the organism in Eukaryota, Fungi, Ascomycota, Dothideomycetes, Mycosphaerellales, Teratosphaeriaceae. The record is from RefSeq and is a predicted model, not a curated record.
ACGCCAUCCCCAUCGGCAAGCACCGCGGUAACGUCGCACUGUUUAUAUUUCCGAUGACAAGGCCAAGACCGCAUAUAUAGAGAGAGGAAAUUGCACGCUCGCUUCUUCUUUCCUCCCAUCCAUCCAUCUUUAUUCUUCCCCGUCACAAAACCCACCCCCAAGAACGUGCCUCAUAUCAAGACAUUCAGAACCACGAAGCCAGUCAGAACGACAAAGACAUUCAAGACCCUAGACAGACUAAUCAGAGAAGUACCUACCAAACACAUUCAUCACCCACUAACCCACCCCCCCACCCCUCAAAAUGAAGGUCCCAUCCCUCACUGACCUCCUCCCCCUCGCCCUCCUCCUCACCCCCCCAACAGCAGCCCGCCCAACCCGCACCUACCCCUGGCAGCCAACCUCCACAGUCAGCACAACCUGCUCCCCCAACGGCGCCGUAAUCUGCAACGGCCCGCACCAAUACGGCCUCUGCAAUUUCGGCAGCGUCAUCUUCCAGCCCGUCGCGCUCGGCACAAUCUGCUACAAAGGGGCUGUUGUCGCUGCGGGCUCGGAGCCUGGCUCUGGCUCUGGCGGAUGGGGCGGCUGGGGCCCCUCGACGUGCUCGCCUAAUGGCAAGCUGAUCUGUAAGGGGCAGUAUCAGUAUGGGUUGUGCAAUUUCGGGAGCGUCGUGUUCCAGUCUGUUGCGCUGGGGACGAAGUGUAUUGAUGGGCAGAUUGUGGAUGCGUGAGUUUGCUUGCUUUUAUGUUUGAUGCUUGAUGAACUUGAUGGAUGCUUUUUUUUGUCGCGGAGGAGAGGAUUAGAUAGAUUAUGCCCUACGCUUAAUGAGUAUG